This is a messenger RNA of Python bivittatus (Burmese python), 5428 nucleotides long. It is a transcript of the gene RAPGEFL1, whose product is annotated as Rap guanine nucleotide exchange factor like 1. Gene Ontology annotation, molecular function: guanyl-nucleotide exchange factor activity. Gene Ontology annotation, cellular component: plasma membrane. Gene Ontology annotation, biological process: Ras protein signal transduction. Lineage: Eukaryota; Metazoa; Chordata; Lepidosauria; Squamata; Pythonidae. The record is from RefSeq and is a predicted model, not a curated record.
UCUGCGCUAAGGACAGGAGCGGCGGAGGCGGCGAAUCCUUGCGGAGAGACUAGCCAGCUCCGCGCUGCUGAGGUGGCCAGAAGGAAGGCUGGGCAGUCGCCCGCCUCCCUGCCCUUUCUUUCUCCUUCUUCGCUGAGCAUCUCGGGGGUCAGACGGACCAGGCCCAUCAGGGGCGUCUCGAAUCGCUCCCACCGUUGUGCGAAGCAAGCCCGAAAGACUCCGCUUAUUUGCUCCCUCAUCCCUUUCCACUCUCAGUAAGAUUGCCCCAAGCUGCGCCUCCCCCUUCAUCCCCAGAUCUCGCCCCUUCGCCAGUGUCGGGUAUAGCCAUGACUGUGUGAUCACGCAUCUCCCCAUUGCCUCCCUCCAGCACGCGAAGUGGGGCACCCCUGAUCUCCCGUUUUGGCCUAGGCUGAGAAGGGCACAUUGGAUCAACCCUCGUCCUGGGGCCCUGCUGCGCCCUUGGGUGCCCCCGCAGUGGCCGGUGGGAUGAAGCCUUUGGAGAAAUUUCUGAAGAAGCAGGGCUCUCAUUUGGCUGCCCGGGCUGUUCCUGGUUCCGGGGGGCAGUUGCCUCGCAGGCAAAGCGUCUCCAAAAUCCUCCUGCCUGGAUUUCUUAAGGAGCCACCUGAAGAUCUGACGGAAGGAGGCACAGAAACCACGGGCGAUGGCCGCUGGCUGGAGCUGCGGCCCCCCGAUUCUGCGCUGCGCUCCCCAACAUCCUUCUCAUCGGAGGAGCUCUCCCCAGGAGGUGGCGGAGGAGGUGAAACCCAGCUCAGUCCUGAGUCGGUGCCUACUUGCUGCUGGGUCCCGUUGGCAGAACCCGAAAACCCUGAUCGCUUAGUGGGGAGGGUGCUGGAGAGGCUGGGAGGGGACCUGACAGCCCCCCAUGGACAUGGCUGUGGAGCCGACAUCCUCCUAGAUGACAUUGUCCUUACCCACUCAUUGUUCUUGCCCACGGAGCAGUUCCUGCAUCAGCUGUACCAACACUUCAUGACGGCAUCAGCAAUCCCAUCACCACCAUGCUGGAAAGAAGAUGAGGCUGUGCACCGGAAGCGAGCGGUUUUGAUAAUUUUAUUGCACUUCCUUGAGACAUUCAAGGGGAUCCUGCAAGAAGAAGAGAAGGCCGGCAAAGUCAUCAAGGAUCUGUAUCUGCUGAUCAUGAAAGAUGCAUCUCUCUACCACAAACUGGAAGAUGAAAUCCUGAAAUUACAUCAGCUUGUGGAGACAGUGGAGCUCAAAGUGACCGAAGAAACCCACCCGUCCAGCAAGCAAGUCAAACCUUUGUUCAGACAUUUCCGGCGCAUUGAUUCAUGUCUUCAAACUCGGGUUGCUUUCCGUGGAUCAGAUGAAAUCUUCUGCCGUGUCUACAUGCCAGACCACUCCUAUGUCACCAUCCGCAGCCGCCUCUCAGCUUCUGUGCAGGACAUCCUCACCUCAGUGACAGAGAAACUUCAAUAUUCUGAUGAACAGCCUACACGGGAGGAAGCUCUCAUUCUGGUGGCCGUUGCAUCAUCAGGAGAGAAAUCUGUGCUACAGCCUAAUGAAGAGUGUGUUUUCACUACCUUGGGGAUAAACAGCCAUCUUUUUGCCUGCACAAAGGAUACUUUUCCAUCCCUGGUCCCUCUCCCAGAGGAAAUCCAAGUGUCGCCAGGUGACACAGAGAUCCACCGGAUGGAAGCAGAGGACGUAGCAAAUCACUUGACAGCCUUUCACUGGGAAUUGUUCCGGUGUGUCCAUGAGCUAGAAUUUGUGGACUACGUGUUCCAUGGCGAGCGUGGCCGACGGGAGACAGCCAAUCUGGAAUUGCUGCUGCAGCGCUGCAGCGAGGUUCAGCACUGGGUGGCCACUGAAGUGUUACUCUGUGAAUCUGUAGGGAAGCGGACUCACUUGCUCAAGAAAUUCAUCAAGGUUGCUGCUGUAUGUAAACAGCAUCAGGAUAUGUUAACCUUCUAUGCUGUGGUUAUAGGACUGAACAAUGCACCUGUCAGUCGUCUGCGCCUCACCUGGGAGAAGCUUCCAGGGAAAUUUAAGAACUUGUUUCGUAAAUUUGAGAACCUCACGGACCCCUGUAGGAAUCAUAAAAGCUACAGAGAAGUCCUGACUAGGAUGAAGCCACCCAUUAUCCCCUUUGUGCCCCUCAUCCUAAAAGACUUGACAUUUUUGCAUGAAGCUAGCAAAACCUUGGUGGAUGGAUUGGUCAAUGUAGAGAAAUUGCAUUCAGUAGCAGAAAAAGUACGGACUAUCAGGAAAUGCCGAAGUCGACCUCUCUGUUUGGAGAUGGAGUCAUCUCCUCAGCAGCUACAGACAAAGGCUUAUGUCCGUCAAUUCCAAGUUAUUGACAAUCAGAAUUUGCUCUUUGAACUCUCUCACAAGCUGGAAUCAAACAGCCAGUGAAGUCCCUGCCCAUAGGCAGGCGUUGCUAAAAAAAGAAUGUUUACUCUGUGUGAUACUUGAGCACUUUUUGGAUGUACAGGGGACCCACCUAGGCUUUGCCUUAGUUGGAGAGGCAAGUAUGGAGUCACCAGGUGACAAGGAUGAAGAGUCUUUGUCAUGGCUGGCCCACAACACUUUGGUAGAAAAUUGAAAUGGCAGCUUGUAAUCCUACCCAUUAGAAUGAGACCCAAUCUGCUGGGAAGCUUUCCUGCUAGAGUCAUCCCAGAAGUUUUGAUGUCAGGGGUGAAAAACCCAAAUAGCACCCUUUUUUAGCUGCUUCACAAUACAGUGGAGCAAUAUAAUUUUGUCUUAGCCUCUUGUUCAAACCUCAUGUCAGUGAAUAGUAAUUAAUAUGCAGGAAAAUUUCCCAAAAGAUUGCAGUCCAUUGGUCAAUCUAUCAGUUUUCUACUAUGCUGCCUUUAUUGUCAGUCAAAAUACUGUAUUAUCAACUGAGGUGGCCAUCUUAUUUUGCCUCAUGGGAAAGCUCCAUAUGACCUCCUUUUUACAGGAUACUUAGAGAACAGACAAUAACAUGCCCAGAAGACAUGGAACAGCUUUGUGGAGAUCACACUCAACAGGAUUUCUUGACUGAAGUUUGCACUGGAGAUUGGAGACCUAUUCAUCAAGUUUACAUCUCCUUCAUGAGUAAAUGUAACAAAUCCUUGAAAAAUAUAAAUAUUUGAAUUAGAUUAAUAAUCUUGCAAUCUCAUGAAUUGGAAAAAGUGCAGUUGCCAGAGGCAGCAUGUGCAUAAAUGUCAAGAAGCAUUUAUUUUUUUAUCUUUUAAUAUCUUAUUAAAAUAUUUCUAUAGUGUUAAUGUACAUUUAUAUUUCCUUCUUUAAAACGUCUGUUGUGGAAGCAUUUAAGGAUUAUCAGGAGAUUCUCAGUCCUCCAGGGUUGAUUUCCCCAGACUGUUAAUCAUAAUCAUACAUGUCAAAAUCUAAUUGUAACUGAGAUGGGAAAAUCUUCUUGUUAACAUCCAGCCACAAUAGACAUAUUUCUAUUCUCUGGGAUUUAAAACAAUAGGAAUUUUAAAAUUUAAAACACAUACCAAAAUUAUAUCUGUUGUACUUCUUUAGUGGAAUAUGUCUACUCAACAGAUUUUAAUUAACCUGAACCAUUCUAGCUCUGCUGAGAAUCACUAUUCUGUGAUGAAGCUCAACUUGAUUCUCAGUACACCAACUAAACUCAUCCCAACAUUUUUCAAAAAGCCAUGAAAGCUACAAUCCAUGAUUCUGGAUGCUAUCUAAGCAUUGUAUACAUCUAAAGGAAUUAAAUACAUCUGUAGUUGAACAUUUAGAAGAAGAACAAAGCAAUUUAUCUCUUCCUCUUCGAGUGGUUCUGACCGUGGGAUAUUGACUUCAUCAAGGCUACCACAUCUGGUUUGCAAAAACUUGGGUGAGCACUAAAUAGUAGCAAGAUAUGACUCUUUUUUGCCACCUAGUGGCGAUUUGAAGUUCUGCAGGUCAGAUAUGGUAGCUGUAGCUUCAGCAACUGUGAAGAGCCAGGAUGGGAUAUUACUAUUUCAUCUCAGAAUAGGAUGUUGAGGUUUUCCUUUUCUUUCAUGAGACAAUUUGUAGGAGCACUAGAAAUGUUUAAUUACUCCUUGCUAUGCACACAAUUUUAAUGGUUAGGCAGAUAAAACAAUGUUUGCCUGCACUCCUGUGAAACAUGUAUAGUGCAGAGAUGGAGAAUGCCUGGUCUACUGGACCUUCCCAUGACCUGUGGCCUCCUCUGCCUCACCCCACCCCAAGCAAUUAGGCUUGUCUAAAAGGUUUUAUUGAUUUCACUGUAAGCCUUUUUAAAGCCUAAUUGUUGUGCAAAGGAGUUGAUUCCUGAAGGGAAGGGAAUGCAGUUGGGAAGGGAAAGAUUUGAUAUGAUGAUCUAAAUCUAACUAUGGAUUAAACUGCAAUAAAUUGUCAAGAUUAAUGUAGGAUUAGGCAAUAUUUCUGCCUGUAUUUAUUGAAACAACAUAUUGCAAGGGGAGUGGUUUUCUACUGCCCCUUGUCUGCCUUUCCCAUACUGUAUGAACAAAAAGUGGACUUAAAGUGUACUAAAAUAUUGUUAGUGUCUGCUAUCAAAUUAUCAUGAAAAUAUAUCCUUGUUCAGGGACACUUGUGUGUGUGGAGGUCAAAACAGUCAAGUUGGUGGUUAUGACAUGAUCAAAGGCCCAACCCUUUUUUAUGUGACAUGACACAUAUAAAAGGAUGGGGGUUCAAUUGCAUGGUCACAGUCAAAAGCACUCAAUUCAAUUAUACUGACAAUUAGCAGAACAGAACUAGGAAGAUAGUAUUUAUUCUGGACUAAUUAAUCUGCAAUAAAAAUAAGAAUGCGGAGACCUGUUUAUUCUAAGAGAUGCCAAAUUCCUGCAAACAGCUUUAGGCUCGCUUUCUAUUGAGAAGUCUAACAAGUUGUUUUACGGGAUUGACAAAAUAUAAGAACUCUUGAUAUUGAUCAAAUCUAUAAUUCUUGCAUGAUAAAUCUGUGCCUCUGGUUUGGUUUCUAGAAUCUGGGUAUCCAGUACUGGAAUCUAUUCCAUUCUGAAAGUGUGAAUUAACAACAGGAAUACUUUUCUGCAUGCCCAGAGUGCAAUUCCCACACUAUUGAGUAAGCUACAUCCCAUUUCUGCACAGGAGACAGUUUUAUGCUUAGAAGGGAAUACUUGAACCUCAGUACAUUUCUUUUUAAAACUGUGUACUGUAUUUCUCCCUGUCACAUUUCUAACACAUUUAAUGCUUGCUCAUUAUUUUGAUAGCUAUCAAGGAACUAGACGCUGGAAAUAAUCCUCUGUUACUUUUAAAAUUGUUUUUCUGCUUUGCUGACUUCCUCUUUGAUAAAGGUCGGUGUGUGUGUGUGGUGUGUAAGGGAUAAGGGUUGCCUCUAGUGGCUUUUUGUUCAGGGAUUUUUCAUUUCAGGAUCUCUCGGUCUUGUUUCUUUUUCUCUCUCCUGGUGAGAGCUUCAGGUCCGUGUGUGUGUGUGUGUGUGUGUGUAUAAUGUAUA